AUGGUGGACUCUCGUUUCAUGCGCCGCGGGCCCUUUAAGGACCGGGCCUCCAUCAGGGUGGCCGUGCUGGACGCUGACGAGCCGCCUCGUUUCGCCCGGGCACGCUACCGUAUGGACGUGUCCGAGAACUGCCCUCCCGCCUGCACCGUGGGACGGGUUAGUGCUGUGGACCCUGAUACUGGACUCACCAACAACAUCAGGUACUGGACUGUAUCAUAAACACUCUCUCACACACACACACAAACACACAUAACACACACACACAUACACACAAACACACACACACACACACACACAGUCUUGUACAACUAACCUUGUGGGGACACACAAUUCAGUCCCAUUCACAAACACACACACACACUAAGGAAGGUUCAAGGCAAAAUUAUCAUUAUAUUUAUUUUAUAUGUAUGUUCUCGUCAGAAAAAAUGAUCUAGUCAGUGCUGGCCCUGUUUUCACACAGCAAUACAGAGCAGGAAUAGGGGAAUGUGUGGUGGAACGGUAGUUAGAACAUUCAUUGAGAUAUUUAGAUAAAUGAGUGCUACUUCAAGUGAGCUCGUAUCGACUACGAUCAUCUGUGAUAUUAAUUCCCUGGCCAUUUAUAUCCUCUCAUCCUUAUCUUUCUCUCUCUCUCUCUCCCUUUCCCCCGCCCCCUCUCCUCCCCCCAUCUCUCUCUCUCUCUCUCCCCCGCUCCCUCUCCAUCUCUCCCAGGUUCUCUAUUGAUCCCCAGUCAGACCAGGAAGCUCUGUUCCGUAUCACCGCGGACAGCGGCCUCAUCACCACAGCAAUGGAGCUGGACCGUGAGCGCGAGCAGUGGCACAACAUCACCGUCAUCGCCAUGCAGAGAGGUCAGAGGGUCAUCAUUUAGAGCCAGGCGUUUUGACCUGACCAGGAAUAACUCUGCACUAGUUAUAGCAUAUGACUCGGGCUUAGGGUUGCAAAAUUCCUGGAACUUUCAAGAAAUUGGCUGGUUUUUCCGAAAUCCCGGUUAAAGGAUUCCCGGAAAGACGGAAUCAGGAGGGAAUCAGCAGGAAAUACGGAAUCCUCCAAUCACGAUUUCUGGAAAACCAGGACAUUUAUUGAAAGUUCCAGGAAUUUUGCAACCCUACUCGGGCCCUUAGUUUUUCUAUUCAGGUCACAUGAUCAGGACAAACUCCUGACCCCAGUCAUUGCACCUUCACUCUCCGCCAAAGCAUGAAAAGCCGUAAAGAGUUUAAGUACAAUACACUCCACUAAGCAGCUUUACUUGAUAUGUCUUGAUGGCUUCUAUUGGUUCUACAGUGGGACCAGCAGUAGUAGCACUGUGCUUUAACCAUGCUGACAGUAGUAGUGCUUAUGGCAGUAUUAGUACCAUCUGUGAAAUUGGGAGGAAUCAAAUUAAGUGCCACCACCUUAGGAUUGGAGACAGCAGAUCCUAAUUAAACACAUCACAUUUUAUAUUAAGAAUGGUCACAGAAAAGGAAACAUUUUGCAUACAUUUCCACCAGCUAAAGAAUCCUAAAUUAACCCCUUAAUGUCAUAGCUAUUAGCGUAACACAGUGGUAGCCAGUAGCGGUGCGUGUGUAAAAUAACGGGGGAAGCCAAAGCCAGAAUUCACUGGGGAAGCCAAGCCAGAAGAAAAUGCCAUAUUACAACCUGUGUUGUGAUAAUUGCGUUGUUUGCUCUAUAACCUGAUAGUUCAUAUGCCUUGACACCGUGAUGUACCGUGCCUUCGGAAAGUAUUCAGACCCCUUGACUUUUUCCACAUUUUGUCAGGUUACAGCCAUAUUCUAAAAUUGAUUAAAUCGUUUUCCCCCUCAUCAAUCUACACACUAUACCCCAUAAGGACAAAGCAAAAACAGGUUUUUAGAAAUUUUAGCAAAAAUAAAUAAAUAUGAAAUAUCACUUUUACAUAAGUAUUCAGACCCUUUACUCAGUACUUUGUUGAAGCACAUUUGGCAGCGAUUACAGCCUCGAGUCCUCUUGGGUAUGACGCUACAAGCUUGGCACACCUGUAUUUGGGGAGUUCUCCCAUUAUUCUCUGCAGAUCCUCUCAAGCUCUGUCAGGUUGGAUGGGGAGCGUUGCUGCACAGCUAUUUUCAGGUCUCACCAGAGAUGUUCGAUCGGGUUCAAGUCCGGGCUCUGGCUUGGCCACUCAAGGACAUUCAGAGACUUGUCCCGAAGCCACUCCUGCGUUGUCUUGGCUGUGUGCUUAGGGUCGUUGUCCUGUUGGAGUUCAAUCUUGGUUUCAUCAGACCAGAGAAUCUUGUUUCUCAUGGUCUGAGAGUCCUUUAGGUGCCUUUUGGCGAACUCCAAGCGGGCUGUCUUGUGCCUUUUACUGAGGAGUGGCUUCCGUCUGGCCACUCUACCAUAAAGGCCUGAUUGGUGGAGUGCUGCAACGAUGGUUGUCCUUCUGGAAGGUUCUCCCAUCUCCACUAAGGAACUCUGGAGCUUUGUCAGAGUGACCAUUGGGUUCUUGGUCACCUCCCUGACCAAGGCCCUUCUCCCCCGAUUGCUCAGUUUGGCCGGGCGGCCAGCUCUAGGAUGAGUCUUGGUAGUUCCAAACUUCUUCCAUUUAAGAAUGACGGUCACUGUCUUCUUGGGGACCUUCAAUGAUGCAGACAUUUUUUGGUACCCUUGCCCAGAUCUGUGCCUCAACACAAUCCUGUCUCGGAGCUCUACGGACAAUUCCUUCGACCUCAUGGCUUGGUUUUUGCUCUGACAUGCACUGUCAACUGUGGGACCUUAUAUAGACAGGUGUGUGCCUUUCCAAAUAAUGUCCAAUCAAUUGAAUUUACCACAGGUGGACUCCAAUCAAGUUGUGGAAACAUCUCAACGAGGAUCAAUGAAAACAUGAUGCACCUGAGCUCAAUUUUGUGUCUCAUAGCAAAGGGUCUGAAUACUUAUGUAAAUAAGGUAUUUCUGUUUUUUAUUUUGUAUACAUUUGCAAACAUUUAUAUAAACCUGUUUUCGCUUCGUCAUUAUGGGGUAUUGUGUGAGAUUGCUGACAUUUUUUUUUUUAUUGAAUCCAUUUUAGUAUAAGGCUGUAACGUAACAAAAUGUGGAAAAAGUCAAGGGGUCUGAAUACUUUCCAAAGGCACUGUCUAGGCAUAAGGCAGAGACAAUAAGAAGAUAUUGGCAGAAUAAAUUCAAAAUCACAAAAUCAGAGAGCAACAUCUAUCCGGUGAAGUCCACAAAGCAUAUUGCAUGUAACAAACAGUUACGUGUGUGUGUGCGCAUGUGCUUUUGUGCAAGUAGAAAUAACAUGUUGACUCACCCUACUUGUAGAGAAUGCCAAUAUCAUCCUCAUCUCUUUCAUGUUGACGAAACAGUCUAUGACUGUAUUUUAUUUUUUUAUUUUUUUAUUGUACUUUUGUUUAACUAGGCAAGUCAGUUAAGAACAAAUUCUUAUUUACAAUGACGGCCUACAUCGGCCAAACCCAGACGACGCUGUGCCAAUUGUGCUCCCCCCAUGGGACUCCCAAUCACGGCCGGUUGUGAUACAGCCUGGAAUCGAGCCAUGGGAUCCGUAGUGACACCUCAAGCAGUGCCUUAGACCCAUGCGCCACUCGGGAGCCCAAUAAUACAGUACACACUUUUAUUUUUUGUUGUCCUAGGCUACCUGGCUAAAAUGCUUGCUCGCUAGCCUAACUUCCAUUCAUGGGCAACGGUGAGCCAGCUAGUUAACAUUACCAUACUACAUCUAGCUACAUAUUGAACUUCCAUCCUCUCAGGCCAGGGGCACAACAAUGUAUGAAUUUAUGUUUUGAUCAGAGUCGCUGUUAUAAUCAUUGGCCAGUACGGAGAAUUAAGUAAAGGUCCAAAUCCCUAUCUUUUUGGGUGCGCCAGGACCCUUCACAGUUGAGCUCACUCAGUUUAGCUCAAUGCUGAUUGGCUAUUAUUAUUAUUGUUAAUUUUUUUAUGAAGGUAGGCCAAAUGCACGCUUGCUUCCCUUGCAUUCAAUGCUAUGGGUGGCAACAACGUCAUACUCUUUUUGACCAGACAGCAUCAGAUAGAUGGGCUACACAUACAGAGACAGAGGGGCGCUGUUUCACUCGCUAGGAUGCUUUCUCCUGUGGGAUACAUUCAGCCUCUUGCGAAUUGAAGGAAAAUUAUGAAACACAGAGAGACUAAAGAUGUUAUGUUUUUUUCUUGUGGAAGCCUGGCUUCUCUUGGCAUCCAUGAAUACACACAUUUACGUCAUUUAGCAGACGCUCUUAUCCAGAGCGACUUACCACUGGUGGUAGCAACAGUAGUGGUUAGUGUGGUGACAGUGCUGGUCUUUAUUUAAGCAGUGCUACGGGCAAGUGGGUCUUCAGUAGUGGUAAUACUGCUGCCAGAGUUGAAUAAUGAGCUCUAUCAGUUAAACAGACCAUUGGCGGCAGUAUCAGUAUUGCUAUCUGACUUCGGGAGAGCCAGUCUCAACUCAGUGGCCAGAGGCAGCCACUCUCCUCUCCUCUCCUCUCCUCUCCUCUCCUCUCCUCUCCUCUCCUCUCCUCUCCUCUCCUCCUCUCCUCUCCUCUCCUCUCCUCUCCUCUCCUCUCCUCUCCUCUCCUCUCCUCUCCUCUCCUCUCCUCUCCUCUCCUCUCCUGCCAAUACACUGGGAGCUCAUUGCAAUGUGGACCCAUGGCUCCAGUCCAUAACAUGGUGUUACUGAGUGUAACACAGUCCAAAGAGAAUGUAUGGUGAGCUGCCCAAAAUAUGUGUGUGUGCGGGCCAAAAUGUGUGUGUCGACUCGUGUGCAGUCCAAAUUGUGAGUUGGUGCAUUCCAAAGGGUGUGUGCGUGUGCGUGUGGGUGUGGGUGCGUGAAUGCAGCUUGGACUGUGCCCUGGUGUAACUGCUUUGCAUGCAUGUCAGCUCACCUUACAUAUCGCCUUUGCUGGAGCUUUGAAAAGACUGUUUGGUGUGGAAAGAGAGGGAUGGAAAGCACUAAUUCCAACGCUCUAUACUAAAACAUACCAAUCACCUGCAGAUUUAGCCAGAUUUCUAAAACAUCACAUAACAAAUGCUAGAUUUAAACCAAGCCUAUUACAGGCAACCCUGUAGGCUAGAUCACGAGGAUACACUAGCGGAUUGAGCAGCAGAGUUGAGAUGUGUUGGCCACUCUGCAGUCUUGGAAUGCUCUCUGUUGUGACACAGCUGUUCCUGGUUCCUCUCCCCCAGACAACCCCAGCCAGGUGUCCAGAGUGGUGGUUGCCAUAGAGACGCUGGACCUGAAUGACAAUGCGCCUGAGCUGGACAGACAGUACACAGCAGCCAUGUGUGACUCAUCAGCCACUGGACAGGUCAGAGUGUGUGUGUAUGUGUGUGUGUGUGUGUGUGUGUGUGUGUGUGUGUGUGUGUGUGUGUGUGUGUGUGUGUGUGUGUGUGUGUGUGUGUGUGUGUGUGUGUGUGUGUAUCUGUAUGAGUGUAUGUGUGUGCUUACAGUAUGUGAAAACUCUGAAUAUUCUUGUCGAUUCCGUCGAUCAUUUUAUCCACGCUUCCAUUCCUUCUUAGCUUUUUCCAUGUUUCCAUGUUGUCUCUAUUCCAAUAACGUGUUGUCUUUGUCUAUCUGUUCGUUCUAUCGGUGUCUGGGUUUAUGCCCUCUUUUGUAUUCCUGUGUCUUUGUUUUUCUGUCUCACGAUCUGUGAAUCUACAGCAACUGUCUUGCAGGGAAGAAACCCAUCAGCCAACUGUUGUAUAAUGUAUCUGAAAAUAAUAAAUUUUUUAUAAGGACAUUAAAGUACACAAAACUAAUAAAGUGUAAUAAUUUAAAAACCCUUUCAAAGUGAAAGCCCUAGCUACUGCAUAACUCAGAAACGUCCUAACAUCUUAUUCUAGGUCUGAAUCACUGCAGUCUAAAGGCCAUUAAAGAGGUGUUGUAUUGCCUUUUCGCCACAGGCAGUGUUUAAGAGAGUCCCAAUGGUUUAAGCCGAGAUAAUAUUCACUAGAUAUAAUAUUAUUAUUUAUUUUCUAAGUGCUUCUCUACAGUCGGAACCCAAUCUUCAUAGAUUAUAUACUGAAAGCCAACCAAGUCAUUCCCUUCACAGUUAAGGUUAUAUAAUUACUUCCUUCUUGAUUUGAGAGGUUUUAUUUGUUUGUUUUGAUUAGGUAAAUGCUGAGGUCACACAGGGAUGUGGGCGGUAGUUAAAGUAAUGCGUUGUUACAAAGUACUCUUUUUAUAUAUUUUUUAUUUUCUCUAUUGCCCUCCCCCUCCUAUCUCUUUUACCUCUCCAAUGCUAUCUUUCUAUUUUCUCUCUCCUUGUCUGUCUCUCUCCCCCCAACCUUCCUUCACCCUCCCAAUCAAUCCCCCUCCUCCUCUCUCAUUCCUCUCCUCCUUCUUCCUCCCCCCAUCCUCCCUUCACACCUCCUUCUCUGUAUCUGGUCUCACACUCGCUCUAUCUCUUCCAUUCAGGUGGUGCAGGUGUUGCGUGCGAUUGAUAGAGAUGAGGGAGGGAAUGACAGUGCUGUAUAUUUCAACAUCCCUCCAGAGUCCAGCGUCUUUCUCAACUUCAGCGUUAGAGACAGUGGAGGUAUAGUCUCUCUUUAUGUCUCUCUCUCUCACACACACUUCCCGUCUCGCUCCCGCUCGCCACCCACUCACUCACCCUCACUCCACCCAACUCGAUUUCUCUCUCUCGAUUCCCCACUCUCUUCUCUAUCCUCUCUCUCUCUCUCUCGCUCUCCUUCCAAAAAGAAACUCCUCUCUCCGAGCUCUCUCUCAUCUUCUCGGGUCUCGCGUCCGUCUCGGAGGAGCUUCUCUCUCUCUCUCUCUCGACUCUCCGAUUGCGAUCUGUCAUCUCGUCGCUCUCUCUCUACUCGAUACCACCUACCUCUCUCCCCCCUUCUCUCUCUCUACUCUCUCCCCUACCUCUCUCUCUCUUCUCCUCCCCUUUCUCUCUCUCUUCUCUCUCUCUCUCUCUCUCUCUUCUCCUACCUCCUUUCCUCCCUUCUCUCUCUGUCUCAUCCUCCUCUCUACAUCUCUCCCCUUCUCUCUCUACCUCUCUCCCCCUACCUCUCUCUCCUCCCCUUCUCUGUCUGUCUGUCUGUCUGUCUCACUCUCUCCCCUACCUCUCUCUCCUCCCCCUCUCUGUCUGUCUGCCUGUCUGUCUGUCUGGCUGUCUGUCUGUCCCCUACCUCUCUCUCCUCCUCUCUCUCUGUCUCUACCUCUCUCUCCUCUACCAACCAUCUCACAGCCUCCGUGCCUCCAUUCUGUUAUCCUCAUCCCUUUGUGUUUUCCCUGUUGUUUACCUUUGCCUCUACUGUAAAUCCAUCUUUUCAAUGCACUCCGACACAUCCUCUGAGGGAAGCUGUGGGAAGCUAUGGGAAUAACAUUAAAUGGUAGAGAUUUCGUUCAAUUCAAUUGAGUUUCUUGCUUUUUUUUUCUCAUGUUGUGUUUUUCCCUCUCUCGCUCUUCAUCCAGGUCCCACUGCCACCCUGUUGCUCCUGUCUCCCCUGCAGUCCCUCUCCCGCUCCUCCUCCUCCUCCUCCCUCACGCUACACGUUCCCCUGGUGUUAAGGGACGGGAUGUCUGGCCUGACCUCCACCGGGACUGUCACCGUGUCCAUCUGCCCCUGCCUGAGAGGAGGGGCCCGGGCUGGGGAGAAGGAGAGACAGGAGAGGCAGACGGAGGGAGACUGGGAGUGGGAGAGAGAGACGGUGUGUGUCCCCCAGCAGUCUACUUCCCCCUCCCCUGGGCUCAGCACUGCCGCCUUGCUGGCCAUCUUGGCCUGUGUCGCCACUCUGCUGGGUAAAUAUACUGUACAGCAGUGUUACUCAAACCUGGUCUCAGAGACCCAGAUCCACAGGGUGUGCAAGCUUUCAUUACAACCCAACACUAUCACGCGUGAUUCAAGAAUUGAUGAUUAGUUGAUUAGUAAUUUUACUGGGAAACACAAACCCAACUAACAUUACAUUGGAAUUUUUCUGGGAAUGGCCCACUUUAUUCCCAAUGUGACUGGGCUAGUCCAGUACACAAUAUAUCUCUAUCUGACUGUCUGGCUGUGUCUCAAAGUCAAUUACCGAUUUUAGCAUGCAGGACAGAUAUGAUAUACCAACACUCUCUCUUGCUCUCUCUCUCCCUCGCUCUCUCUUUCUCUGACUCCCUCUCUCCCACCCUCCCUCCCUCUCUCCUCCCUCCAGCGGUCAGUGCCCUGUCCCUGUCCCUGCGCCGUCAGAAGCGGGACUCUCUGUCUCCCCUGGAGGAGGAUGAUGUGAGGGAGAACAUCAUCACCUACGAUGACGAGGGAGGAGGUGAGGCCGACACGGCCGCCUUCGACAUCGCAGCGCUCCAGAGCGCCCCCCACAGCUCACGCAGGGGAUACCGCACCCUGGACAGCAGGAACAUGUGAGUGUGUGUGGUGUGUGCAGUGUGUGUGUGUGGGUGUGUGUGUUUAAUUGAAAGCUAUGCUGUGCAAAAACACACCCAGACAAAACUCCAGUCCUCAAGAGUUUUCACAAGAGUCUCUCUAAGACUGUAUUGAUCCACUUAGGUCAUUGAUUGCCUCAAAACUCCCUGCUCUAAUCAGCCUCUUAACUAAAAAAAAUAAAGAGGAAAACCAUUACAUUUUAUUAGACACUUUGUUGGGCACCACCUACUUCCCCUUACCCUACAACAUGAUCCACUGUGCUGAGUGAGAUCAUCUGUCUAUACUGUGCAAUCCCUCAUUGGUGUGUGCUCCUAUGUAAAGCUGCUAUAACAUGUUGUCUAGCCUUGUCACACCCUAUCUUCUGUCCCCCAGACGCUACUCCCAGCACAUCCAGGACAAGGCCCGUGCAUACAGCUGGGCCCAGAACCCAGCCCUGGACCCAGCCUACUCCGGCCCUGGAGGGCCCCUGUAUGGCCGCCUCUGCUACAGCAGCCACACCCUGCCUGUUCUCCGACGUACUCCAGGGGGCCAGUUUGAGCCGAGCCUGGCUGAGCUGGCCUACCGCUUCCCUGGGGGCCACCCAGACCACUCUCUAGUCAUCCAGAAUCAGGGGGCCAUGGUGGGGGCCCUGGAGCCAGGGGCCGUUUACGUAGGCCCAGCUGAAAUGAGGAGCAGAGAGAGUAGAGACGGAACAGGCCCAAAGAGCGGGGUUAGCACUUCAGAUGGAGGGACGCCACGGACCAAUAACAGCCAGGAGAGGGGUGACGGGGGAGGAGCAAUGAGCAACUGUACAGAGAGCAGUAGUGAGCAGCAGAGCCACAGUCAGGACUCGGUGGACUGGGUAAGAGACGGACACUGUAUAUGACAACAAGUGAAUGAAUGAACGAACCAAUGUGUUAUCAUUUGACGUGGUUAUAACACUGCUGAUUUCUGAGAGCAGAUGAUGAUGAAUAUGUAUUAUUUUUUAUGUUUUGCUUUCAGAAGAUUUCUGUCUCUUUCUUUACUUUUUAAUGUUUGGUCUCUUGAUUUCCUCCUCCCUCUUCAUCCCCCUCUCUCUCACAGUGCAGCUCUUUCUAGUGCUUCAUUAACCUGCUGCUUCUCUUACCUUCUCAACUCUGUUUCUCUUUCACUCUCUCUAUCUUGCUUGUUCAUUGUCUGUCUAUUCUUAUCCUGUCUCUCUGCCUUUUCUUCCUUCUCACCAUUUCCUUUCUCUCCCUUGUCCUUCUUAUCUCCCUGUUUCUUACAUUUGCCCUUUUACUUACUCUCCGGCUUUCUGCUUUAAUUGUUUCCCCAAUUCAUCUCUCCAUUCGCUCCUUUUACAAUUCUCUCAUCACCUCUUGUUAUCCUUUAUCUUCUACAUCCACUUAACAGUACCGUUCCCUGUCCCUGUCCCGGACUGACCCUCCUCCUUCUCCCUGCCCCCUUGCCCUGUCCCUGUCCCGGACUGACCCUCCUCCUUCUCCCUGCCCCCUUGCCCUGUCCCUGUCCCGGACUGACCCUCCUCCUCCUCCCCGUCCCAUGCAGGUCCAGUCUGAGACCCUCCCCCGAGAGAGGGAGCACACCCUGGUCCUGACUCGCUCCGGCUCCAUGGCUGGUCAAAGUCACGGUGGCGCCUGGGUGUGUGACUCAGCCACCCUGCCCAUGGCAGGCCGCAGGGCCUUCCGCGCCAGCCUGUCCCCCAAACGCACUGGCUCCGGUUCAGCUGAAGCAGAAUCCUCUGGUGGUGGAUGUGGUGGUGAAGGGCAUGGAGCCAACGGCCCAGACGGCCAGUCUCAACAGUCAGCCGCCCGCAACUAUGCCAGCAUCCUGCAAGGGGAGGCAGCGGGACGGAGGCAGGACUACCCCGGGAGCCUGGGGAGGGGAGGGCUAGAGAUGGGCAGCAACUUUGUGGUGGCCAGGCCAGACAGGGAGGGUGGAGGGAUAUCUCUGACCGGGACUUCUUGCGGGGGGACGUACCCAGAAGGGUUCAUGGCUGACUGGCGGGACAGGAUGGGUAUGGGGGCAUACGUUUUAGGAAGGAGGGAUAUGACCCCCCAGAUGCUGCCCUUCCCAGGGCAGACCAGGGGCGCAUACGGGGGCAUCAUGGGGUACGGGGCAGGGUGGGUCCCAGGGAUGGAGGCGGUGAGAGGGGGUCCAGUACCAGGUGGUCAUUCCUUGGCCCUCAGGGUGGGUGAGUUCCUCCACCUGCGUCUGGCUCAGGUCACCUUUGACCCCUCACAGCCGCCCUAUGAUUCAGUGCAGAUUUACGGGCUGGAGGGAACAGGGUCGCGUGCAGGCUCCCUCAGCUCACUGGAGAGUGAGGGAGAGAAGGAUGCAGAGAAGGAGGAGUGGGGAGGAGGGCUGGAGGAGUGGGGUCCGCAGUUUCAGGAACUAGCCAAGCUGUUCCGAGAUAGAGAGAAAGAGAAAGAGGAGAAGGAGAAUGAAGGGGAGGAAGAGGUAGAGAACAACAAAAAAGAGGAUGAAAAAGAGGAGGGGGAGAAAGAGGAGAAAGACUGA
Molecule: messenger RNA, 10820 nt
Organism: Coregonus sp. 'balchen'
Lineage: Eukaryota; Metazoa; Chordata; Actinopteri; Salmoniformes; Salmonidae
Source: the annotation of a GenBank genome assembly